Messenger RNA from Beta vulgaris subsp. vulgaris (sugar beet), 1236 nucleotides. RefSeq lists its product as uncharacterized. Gene Ontology annotation, molecular function: protein serine/threonine kinase activator activity; protein kinase activity; ATP binding. The coding region runs from base 118 to 1236 and encodes 372 amino acids. The record is from RefSeq and is a predicted model, not a curated record. The transcript is spliced from 9 exons. Lineage: Eukaryota; Viridiplantae; Streptophyta; Magnoliopsida; Caryophyllales; Amaranthaceae. Gene Ontology annotation, biological process: protein phosphorylation.
UAUAAAUGUUUAUUUAGAGUAUUUAGCUGAACUAGAAUUUUUGAUAUCAAUUAGAUGGGUAACCAUGGCUCUAAGUUGUGAGUAUCCGUGAGGAUAUUUGAUCUAUUUACAUAGAAGAUGGAUAAAGAGAAGAAAAAGUUUCCAAUUGGAAAAAAUCACUACACCUUAUAUGAGGAGGUAGGUGAAGGGGUUAGUGCAUCUGUUUACCGUGCUUUAUGUAUUCCAAACAACGAGAUUGUCGCCAUCAAAAUUCUUGACUUCGAACGAUGUAAUAGUGAUUUGAAAAACAUAUCCCAUGAAGCUCAAACAAUGUUCUUGGUCGAUCAUGCUAAUGUUCUAAAAUCACAUUGCUCAUUUGUUAGUGACCAUAACUUGUGGGUGGUCAUGCCAUACAUGGCCGGGGGAUCAUGUCUUCAUAUAUUAAAGGCUGCCCAUCCGGAUGGAUUUGAAGAGGUGGUUAUAGCCACUAUAUUACGUGAGGUUUUGAAAGGUUUAGAAUAUCUACAUAAUCAUGGCCACAUACACCGAGAUGUGAAAGCAGGAAAUAUUCUUAUCGGUUCACGUGGUGCAAUUAAGUUAGGGGAUUUGGGUGUUUCAGCAUGCUUAUUUGACUCAGGUGACCGACAACGAAUGAGAAAUACGUUUGUGGGGACUCCUUGUUGGAUGGCCCCAGAGGUCAUGGAACAAUUACGUGGGUAUGAUUUCAAAGCUGAUAUAUGGUCCUUCGGCAUCACUGCUCUAGAACUAGCUCAUGGACAUGCUCCAUUCUCAAAGUAUCCUCCAAUGAAGGUUUUACUUAUGACCUUACAAAAUGCACCUCCUAGCCUUGAUUACGAAAGAGAUAAGAAAUUCUCUAAGUCAUUUAAGCAAAUGAUUGCCAGUUGUUUAGUGAAAGAUCCUCUGAAGAGGCCUUCAGUAAAAAAAUUAAUAAAGCAUUCAUUCUUUAAGCAAGCUAGAUCAAAUGAUUACAUAGUACGCACACUUUUGGAUGGCUUGCCAACUCUUGGAGAUCGAAUAAAAGCACUUAAGAAAAAAGAAGAGGAUAUGCUUGCCCAAAAGAAAAUGCCUUAUGGGUCCAAGCAAUUGAAAUCGGUUGAGUGGCUUGAUGGCGUAAACUCCGGACCAGCAGUUCACAGUCAGUAUAGACCAUUAUGUGAUGAUAACCAUGGCCUUGAGCCCAAAUCAAAGCUCCCAAACAAGCCUGAGCUUCAGCAAACAGAGUCGAAGGGGCGAUAA